GAGUUAGUGAAACUGAAGUUGGAGAAGCAGUGGUGUUUUGACAGCCAAGGUCACAGAAUUGUGCCCACUGUGGAAGAGACAGCAGUCAAUGUUUGCCAGGAGCUGGUUUUAUAUCCCAAUUGUUUAGAAGACACAGUCAAAGCCCUGAGGAUGCAGAGAAUUGACUUACAGUGCCACCUGAAGGAUCUGGAAUUCAGAUGUGCACAGCUGAAGGAAGAGAUGAGAAUGUUUUAG
Molecule: messenger RNA, 234 nt
Organism: Candidula unifasciata
Lineage: Eukaryota; Metazoa; Mollusca; Gastropoda; Stylommatophora; Geomitridae
Source: the annotation of a GenBank genome assembly